CUGCUUUAGAUCAAGGGGUUCGAUGACAGACCCGUGAAAGUUCUUUUCCAGGUAUCUCUUUCCGUCCCACACGGACCCAGCCCUACGGUUUCCCAGGCGGCCGGUGACUCGGUGGACCGCUGCCCCUGUGAUGAACCCGAACGGGACCCCACGGUCUCCACCGGCUCCGAUUGCGGGGCGUGGCGGGGCACUGAACGGGAUGGCGAACAAAAAGUUCAGACACCGAGGCCAAAUUGGGGACGACUGACUCACUUGUUACCGGAUAUUCGAUAUAUAACUUCCCAAUUGCAGUGGUUAAAAGCCACCUGUGUAGAGCCAGUCGCCCAACAACCUGCAGAAUCAAACAUGUCUCAAUUGCCCACCAAAAAUUGCGGCGUUCUGGGCUGCACCGGCUCGGUCGGCCAGCGGUUCAUCCUGCUGCUCCAGCAACACCCGUCGCUCCGUCUCGUAGCCGUCGGCGCCUCGUCACGAUCGGCCGGCAAGAAGUACCGCGAUGCCGUGCGGUGGAAGCAGGCCAGCCCCAUUUCGCCCGAGGUCGGCGACCUGGUGGUGCGCGAGUGCAAGGCGAGCGAGUUCGCCGACUGCGACAUUGUCUUCAGCGGCCUCGACAGCGACGUGGCCGGCGAGAUCGAGAAGGAAUUCCAGCUCGCCAACCUGGCCGUCUUCUCCAACGCUAAAAACCACCGCCGCGACCCGCUGGUGCCGCUCGUCGUGCCCACCGUCAACCUCAGCCACCUCGACCUGAUCCCGCACCAGCGCAAGACGCACAACCUGCGAAAGGGUUUCCUCGUGUGCAACAGCAACUGCGCCGUCAUCGGCCUCGUCAUCCCCUUCGCGGCGCUGCAGGCCCGCUUCGGCAAGAUCGACACCGUCUCAGUCGUCACCAUGCAAGCCGUCUCGGGCGCGGGGUAUCCCGGCGUGAGCAGCAUGGACAUUAUCGACAACGUGGUGCCCUUCAUCAAGGGCGAGGAGGACAAGCUCGAGACGGAAGCGCAAAAGAUCCUGGGCACCAUCAACGCCGAGGCGACCGCCUUUGAGGAUCAGACGACGCUGCGCGUGUCGGCCUCCUGCAACCGCGUGCCCGUGAUGGACGGUCACACGGCAUGCGUGUCGCUCCGCUUCGCCCAGCGCCCGCCGCCAACGGCCGAGCAGGUCAAGGAGGCCAUGCGCAGCUACGUCUCCGAGGCACAAAGGCUGGGCUGCCCUUCGGCGCCCGAGCCGCCCAUUAAGGUGUUUGACGAGGACGACAGGCCGCAGCCCCGGCUGGACCGCGACCUGUCAAAGGGCUAUACCGUCAGUGUCGGCCGCAUCAGGGAGGAUGAGAGCGGAAUUUUUGACAUCAAGUUUGUCGCCUUGAGCCACAACAGUCCGUCAUCGGUGCUGCUGGCUCGUCCAUCCUAAACGCGGAAGCCGCCGUCCUGAAGGGCUUUAUUUAAGUGUUGUGUCAUGAUGCAUGCAAAUGCUUUUAAUAUCGGAGUUAGGUAGCGGCAAGGGUUAAGACGUUGAUAGCUGUAUACCACGAACGACUCAGUGAUAGCCUUGCGGUGAGACGUCGGGAAUAUCCGGACCUGUGCAGGGCAGGCAUCAGUCUGUCCCACCAGUCUUGGGCCCGUUGUGUGAACCUGGAAAAGUACCUCUUGUAACCGUGCACCAAGCCGGCUGUUUGUGGUCCCGUAGGCUCUCUCCCGGCAGGGGCAGAAUAUCCCAGUGACAUAGAUACCACGC
This is a messenger RNA of Parathielavia appendiculata, 1725 nucleotides long. Its product is annotated as aspartate-semialdehyde dehydrogenase. Gene Ontology annotation, biological process: L-threonine biosynthetic process. Gene Ontology annotation, molecular function: aspartate-semialdehyde dehydrogenase (NADP+) activity; NADP binding; protein dimerization activity. Bases 346 to 1401 code for a protein of 351 amino acids. The transcript has 3 exons. Lineage: Eukaryota; Fungi; Ascomycota; Sordariomycetes; Sordariales; Chaetomiaceae. The record is from RefSeq and is a predicted model, not a curated record.